UCCGGGGUUGGGUCUUGGCUCUCGGGCUGGGCGGAAAACUGCUUGGCUGCUCUGAGCCUCCUUUUGGUUGUUUAGCUCUUCCUUGGUCCCUGCUCAGCUUUUAACCUCUCCUCCUAGGUUUGCUUUGCCUAGUCUUGCGGCAAACGACAGACUAGGUAAGAUACUCAUCUUUGGUCCACUUGAACUCCAUAGCGUCUGUAUCCUGGAUUUCUCAGCCUCCCUGGACUGUGAGCAUGAUCUAUCUGAGUGUGUGUUUACUUCCUGGAGGGCCCAGCCUUUAAAGUGACUUUGCUAUUUAGGGCUUGGGGGGCAGAGGAGAAGAAAGAGGGCAUUCCCUCUUAGGGAGUCCAGCUCUAAUUCCCUCCAUAUAAAAGAGAAAGAGGGAGCCUGAGGAAGAAAUUUGUGGGAGGAGGAAAAGGAAGAUAAGGAUCCGGACCGGAGACUGGAGGGAGAAGGGGGGAGGGCUUAAGGGCAAAUACACACAGCUGGCGCAUAAACCCUGGGUCUGAAGUAGGGAAGUACAGUGGGGGAAGAAAGUGGGGAGAGGGAUAGGUCAUGUCCCCAAAUAGAGCUUCCAAGAAAAGUAAAGUAUUCAAGAAAUACCUGGAUCUUUGAAAGAGUUUUCCUUCGGAGGGUUUCUAGAUUUUUGAGCUGGAAGAAACCCUGGAUCUGGUUUGAAUCUCAUUUUAUAGGACAUUGAGGCUUGCUUAAAGUGAAUUCAGGUCCAGAUUCAGGAAAUGUCCGCCAGCGUGGUGAAGGUGGAUGGGAUGCAGGUGAUGGAAGGGGACUCCCAACCCACCCAAAUCAAUAUACACAUCCACCAGGAGUCAACUCUGGCCAAGCUCCUUGAGACUGGGUAUUCCUUCUUGAAACCUAGGACUUAUCCCCAGAGCAAAAGGGUGCUCCAGGCACAGCUGGCACUUGGGGUGUCAUUGAUUUUCCUGGGAGUCACAAGCUGCUCUCUUGGGUUGUUACUAUAUUUUGGGCCUUGGAUUCCCCUGUGGGCCACAGGUUGUGCCUUUUGGACAGGGGCUGUGGCCAUUGUGGCUGGGGCCGUGGCCAUCAUCUAUGAAAAACGUCAGAACAACUGCUGGGGUGGUCUUGCUGCCCUGCUUGCCCUGAGCAGCAUCUCCACUGCCAUUGCUGCCAUCGUCCUCUGUUCGUACAGCUUUAUGGACUCCUCUGUUAUGUUCUAUGACAUGAGAAGGAUCUGUGAGCAGAUUCCAUCAGAAACCUUCACGUAUAGCUGGCGUUAUUAUACUGAUAGAGCCGGAGACUGCCAGAGGAAUUUGAACAUCUUCAUGCAAUUGUUCCAGGGAGUCCAGGCCAUGCUGUUGGCCGUCUGUGCCGUGAUGCUUCUGGUGUCUCUGGCCUCCCUGAGUGUCGGUCUCCGUCACCUGUGCUGCCAGAAAUCUGAAUUCCAGGUUGAGGACGAGAUUGAGAAGAAGCUUCUGGGAGGAGAAUCACUUCCUCCUUCACCAUACAAGGAGAAAUCCAUCGGGACCAUUCAUGUGUGAGCUAGGAUCCCGCAUCUAGAGCAGAACAUUUAUUCCAGAGACUCCUGCCAUUUCCCAGCUGGAGAAUCCCCAGGCUCUGGAGGCAUCUGGCCACCCUGAAGCCCACCCUGGGCCAGGAUGGAGCAUCACUGCUGAGAACCCUCUUCUUUACCCCAACACGCUACCUUUAUCUCCAGUUCUGCUCAGCCUCUCUCCAUCCCAUUUCUCAUGUACUUCCCACCUCUCACUUUCUCCUUGAGAGGGAGAGUUCCAUCUAGUCUGAUCCUUGCUCUCCCCCUGAUAGCCAUCAGUCCUUUGUCCGCAGGCUAAUCUCAAUUAAUAAAUGCUUCAGAUGAUGAGUUCA
Messenger RNA from Monodelphis domestica (gray short-tailed opossum), 1860 nucleotides. RefSeq names its product transmembrane protein 176B (gene TMEM176B). Gene Ontology annotation, cellular component: membrane. The record is from RefSeq and is a predicted model, not a curated record. Lineage: Eukaryota; Metazoa; Chordata; Mammalia; Didelphimorphia; Didelphidae.